Molecule: messenger RNA, 1332 nt
Organism: Lodderomyces jiufengensis
Lineage: Eukaryota; Fungi; Ascomycota; Pichiomycetes; Serinales; Debaryomycetaceae
Gene: ISC1
Product: inositol phosphosphingolipid phospholipase
Exons: 1
Coding region: 1-1332 (443 amino acids)
Cellular component (GO): cytoplasm
Molecular function (GO): sphingomyelin phosphodiesterase activity
Source: RefSeq, a predicted model, not a curated record
AUGUCCAAGAAUCAAGAAAUUAUAAGAACAACGAGUCUACCGAGUGAUACUACCAAAAAUCAAUCCAUUAAACUUUUAACUUUCAAUACAUGGGGUUUAAAAUUUAUAUCAAAACAUAGAAAACAAAGAUUAAAAGCAAUUGCAGAUGCAUUUGCUAAUCCCACCACAAAGGAAGAAGAUUAUGAUAUAAUUGCAUUACAAGAAAUAUGGUGUGAAGAAGAUUGGAAUUAUUUAAAUUCAAUUUGUUCUCAACGUUAUCCUUAUAGAAGAAAUUUUAAAUCUGGUAUAAUUGCAGGACCAGGAUUAGCCAUUUUGUCAAAAAUUCCAAUUGAAGAAACUUUUCUUUAUAGAUUUCCAAUAAAUGGAAGAUCAUCUGCAUUUUUUAGAGGUGAUUGGUACGUUGGUAAAAGUAUAGCAGUUACAAUUUUUAAAUCUCAUCAACCAAAUACAUUACCAAUAGCUUUAUUAAAUUCUCAUAUGCAUGCACCUUAUGGUAAAGGUGAUUCAAGUUAUUCAACUCAUAGAGCUUGUCAAGCAUGGGAUUUUGCUAAAUUUGUAAGAAUGUUGAAAAAAGCUGGAUAUGCAGUUAUUCAAGUUGGUGAUUUAAAUUCAAAACCCGAUUCAUUACCUUAUAAAAUUUUUACUGUUGAAGGUGGAUUAAAAGAUUCUUGGAAUGUAUUACAUCCUGAAAAAAAUCCAUCAGUUGCAGAAAUAAGUGGAAUGAGUUUAGAAGAUCAAAUCACUUAUGCUGGAGUUACAUGUAAUAGUAGAUUAAAUACAUGGAGAACCAAUAGACCAAUUUGGGAAGCAUGUAGAUUAGAUUAUGCAUUAAUUGAUGAUAUUAAUGUAAUACCCAUAAAAGCAAAAGUUCAAUUUACCAAUCUUUUACCACCACCUUUAUCAUGUUCUUAUUCUGAUCAUUUUGCAUAUUUUGUUGAAGUUAAUAUUAAUGCAGCUUCUCAAUAUGUUCCUUUAAUAAAAGAAUCACCUCCUCAAGAACGUGAAAAAGUAUAUAAAGAAUUAAUAGCUGAGAUUAAACAUUAUAGAAGAAUAACUAUUCCUUUUCAAGCAAUCUGGAGAAAAUGUCAUUUCCUAACAUCUGUUGCAAUUGUAAUUGGUAUGCACAUAGGUAUAGUAUUUGUAGCUGAUGUAGCAGGUUGGAUUUCAGUAUUGUUUUUAUUUGCUACAACUUGUGUCAUUAUAACGGGGUUAUUAAAUGGUAUGAUUUGGUAUUUUGGUGUAAGAUCAGAACUGAGAGCAUUACAAGAAGUUCAAGCAGAAGUUGAAGAUGCUUAUGUAUUUUUAAAAGAACACUUGAACGAAAUUGAAUAA